Coregonus clupeaformis (lake whitefish) is the source of this 1517-nucleotide messenger RNA. RefSeq names its product pyroglutamyl-peptidase 1-like. The transcript is spliced from 5 exons. Lineage: Eukaryota; Metazoa; Chordata; Actinopteri; Salmoniformes; Salmonidae. Gene Ontology annotation, cellular component: cytosol. The coding region runs from base 121 to 750 and encodes 209 amino acids. The record is from RefSeq and is a predicted model, not a curated record. Gene Ontology annotation, biological process: proteolysis. Gene Ontology annotation, molecular function: pyroglutamyl-peptidase activity.
CAAAAUGAGACGCGAAAAGCAGCUCGAGAAACAGAUGACUGCUGUGGAAGGACAGCAUAGCUGCGUUCCUUGUUAAAUUUAGAAUAACAAUCGAAAACAUUCUCUACAGCUACAAAGAAUAUGGACAAUAGUAAGCGGAAUGUAGUUGUAACAGGGUUUGAGCCAUUUGGAACGCAUACCAUUAAUGCCAGUUGGGUAGCAGUCCAGGAACUGAAAAAGCUGGGCUUGGGAAAGGACGUAGACUUGCAUGUGCAUGAGGUGCCUGUCGAGUACCAGGCGGUCCAGAGUUUGGUUCCAUCACUAUGGAAGCAGUAUCAUCCCCAGUUAGUGGUCCAUGUUGGUGUCUCAGGUAUGGCCACCACCGUUACCUUGGAGAAAUGUGGCCGUAACCAUGGCUACAAGGGUCUGGACAACAGCCGCUUCUGUCCCCAUUCUCAUUGUUGCAUUGAGGGGGGUCCUGACUGCAUUGACUCUGUUAUUGACAUGGAAUCGGUCUGCAAGAGAGUGACAGCCUCUGGCCUAGGUGUAGCAGUGUCCGUCUCAAAAGAUGCUGGCAGGUACCUCUGUGACUUCACCUACUACACCUCUCUGUACCUAAGCCAUGGGCGCUCAGCGUUCAUCCACGUGCCUCCCAUAGCAAAGCCUUAUAGUGGAGAGGAUUUGGGUAGAGCCCUUCAAGCCAUCGUACAAGAGAUGCUGGACAUGCUGGACCAAGCCAAAGAGAAGAUCCACUGCCAGCACGUGCACUAACUGAGCUGCGAAAGCCAACUGCCUUUACCCCCUUACACACAGGAGAUAUUAUGCACUUAAACCACAAAUAACGGUUUUAUUUUAUUACCUCUUACCUCUUCUGGUGCAAAUUAGAAAAUGGCAACGAAACAGACACUUCCAGUUGACUUAUUUCACAGAAAUGUUUUCACCUUCUUCAUUGAUGUUGCCUCAAGCUCUUGACCUGGCCCAACAGGUUUUUUUUUAAUUUUUUUUAUCUUAGUGGUUAUGGAUAGAAGUGAGGUGAGUAAAGCUGAUCCAGGUUUAGUGUUUAGGUGUAACUUGAGCUUUCUCCACAUCCUGUCUACAUAGCAAGAGGACCCAUUGCCUCCAUGUUCUGGGGAAUUGAACUGGAAUUACUGGAAUUGACAGAAGUGAGCCACCUGCUUGUGUUAAGAGUGCUACUCUUUUUGAAUCUGUUGGUUUCAUGGUUUUGGCUCUUUAUCCAUACUUACACUGUAAUCUCAGAAACAGUGUAUGGAAAAGCCCUUUUCUACAUCAACUCACUGUACCAGAUCCACAUUAUUUAUUGGUGUCUUUCCUUUUUCCUUUUAGUUAUUUUAAGGGGAAUUUCUGCCUUUGGUUGUUAAUCAUCAUCUUAAAAGAGUUGUUUUUCUUACCCGCUUUUUCAUUGAAGUCUUAGGCAUCCACUUGUUGGUGCUACUUAAGUCAUGCUGUAGCUCAGUUGGUAGAGCAUGGCGCUUGCAACGCCAGGGUUGUGGGUUUGAUUCCCACAGGGGACCAGUAUG